AAAAAAUCGAACUAUAAUUUGGAGAGCUGCUAAUGGAAACAUAUUGCCUUUUAGACAAGUUAAAGGAGACAAUUCAAAGCGAUUUUCGAGGUCUUGAAGAGAAGUGUAAUGAAGCUAACAGCAAGAUUCAGGAUUUGGAGAUAGAAAACAGUCGGGUUAAGAAGCUCAACAAUCACCUUCAAGAAGAAAACGCCGGACAUGCAUCAUUCUUCAAGGAAAUGCCUGCAUGUUAUUGCAUGACAGCUUGGAAGGAAAUAUCUCUUGACUUGAAAAUGUGGCCCCCAAAAGUUAUGAUCCUUCAAAAUAGCAAUAGCGAAAGAACUCUAAACACAAAGGUCUUUUCUUUUGGAAAUUGUGGUAUUUUCGUGGAUUCUUCUUUUUUUCCCAGGAAUGAUGCUGAGCCUGAUGACUGUUCUAUUUUGAAAGACUAUGAGCUGAGCAAGAAGCACAGAAACCUGUCAACCCUGAAGUGUAAAAAGAAAGUUCGAUACAACAAGGUGUCAAUGUCGACAUCUGGAGCACAAGAGGAAACAAAAUCACGAGUUUAUCAUAAAGAUAAUAUGAGUGUCAGCCGAGUGAUUGAAGAGGAUAAAAUGUUAAUGGUGGAUGGUGUUGCUAACCUUUUCCCUGAUGCCAAUGAAAGUACAAAGCUUUACAAGAAUUCUUCUCAGGUCCAAGACAGAAAGGUAUCUGUAGAUGGAAUUUCUGUCCAUCCAGAGAUUCUGCUGCAAGAAACUGAGGACGUCCAUUCAGAAGAGGUUGCUGAUGGCUUCCAUUGCUCAUUGGGAGCCCCUUCAGCAGCAAGUACUCCCUUAGCAGCUGCAAACUCACUCUUGUUUAACUAUGAUGAUGAUGACAAUGAUGCAAGCAUGGGCAUUCUAGACAAGAUCUCUGGAAAUUCGCCUUGUAAAAACACUGUGGAUGCUGUAACCGAUACCAAGGACCUAACCAAAUCCGAAUCUCAGUUUCCUGGAUUUCCAGUAAAAUCCCUUAAUGACAGCACUUUUGCUUCUGUAACCAGUAAUAAGGAUUUACCCAAAUCUGAUUCCCAGUUUCCUGUUGAUUUGUCAUACACUCAACCACAGUCGCCGACCAUUCCAAGCCGCACCCGAUCACUGCAGCAAGACUUGAACCUGACGGCAGACUGUUCUGUGUCGCUGUUACCCCAUGGCGUGAAGAGUGACGAAGAACAAGAACCCAGGUCUGAUUCCCAGUCCAGAAUGAUCAAAAACAAUGAUAAUACAGUUUUCAUAAGUAGAGAAAAUGAAGAACGAUCUCAUCAACCAGCCGAAAAAGGUCACAACCUCAAAGCAACAAAACAAACAACUCUGGAUGCAAAAUAUGUAAAAACAAAAGUAACUUCGAGUGAAAAUGAUACCAAUGCCGCUAAGAGAAAACGAGAAAGUUCAGAUGAACGUGAAGACACCAUAUGGGCAACAAAAAGUAAAGGUUUGAGGAAACAAUUNAAGUCUUGUAGCACCCUCCUCAGCUGCAGUGGGGACAUGACAGGGCCUUACACAAGUGGUAUGGACUUGUUUGACAAUAAUAUGGACGAUCACCGGUCACCAGAUUUGCAAGAAGAAAAUCAAAAACUUCAAGACGGCUCACUGGAAGGAAGUGAUAAGGAAAAUGUUUCGAACAAGAGUGAUGAGGAAGAUAACAAGACGCAACCAGAAGAAAUAGCUACAAACGUGGACAAGAGCCCGCCGAUAGAAUUGAAGAGUUGCGCCUGUGAACCGAACUACAAAUACGUGGAAGUUGUUCGGAAAAAAGAUGAAAGAGCCAAACUGAAUGGCUAUAAAUGCCGCGACUGUCAAGAGUACUACCAGGGUCUUGAUCUUCCCGAGGACGAGCUUAAAAAGCGCUUGAAGCACUGUUCACGUCACCGAGCGAAGUUCUCCCCUCCACCUUCCACACCUCCAGGAUUUUGGAACCUAAGCUUUCCUGACACUCAAGAAUACAUGGACAAAGGCUACCUCAAGACGGAGGCUCAAGCUCCGGCUAAGAAGAGACUUCGGAAAACACGGCGAAACAAGAUCGCAAAGUAGAGACCUGUUCUCCGAAGAUUUUACGGUUGGUACCGGAGAAGAAACGAUGCUGCUGUCAAAUCGCGACGAUCAUCGAGUAAUGAUUAACGUUGAGGUCACGAUAUUUGCCGAGAAUUACAGAGGAUUAAUGAAACAAUGGCAGAAAAAAAGGACGCAUUAAAAGCUUCUGUUAGAUCUA
Orbicella faveolata is the source of this 2226-nucleotide messenger RNA. RefSeq lists its product as uncharacterized. Gene Ontology annotation, biological process: DNA double-strand break processing involved in repair via single-strand annealing; DNA repair. Gene Ontology annotation, molecular function: damaged DNA binding. NCBI's taxonomy places the organism in Eukaryota, Metazoa, Cnidaria, Anthozoa, Scleractinia, Merulinidae. The record is from RefSeq and is a predicted model, not a curated record.